Molecule: messenger RNA, 2496 nt
Organism: Seriola dumerili (greater amberjack)
Lineage: Eukaryota; Metazoa; Chordata; Actinopteri; Carangiformes; Carangidae
Gene: slc71a2b
Product: hippocampus abundant transcript-like protein 1
Exons: 12
Coding region: 474-1919 (481 amino acids)
Biological process (GO): transmembrane transport
Cellular component (GO): membrane
Molecular function (GO): transmembrane transporter activity
Source: RefSeq, a predicted model, not a curated record
AGUUACUAUUAACGUCUGUGCUGAUCCAGAGUCAGAUCUUUUAGCUAUGAACUGAGUAAUGGAGAUUCGAACACGACUAUAAGCUGAUCUGGGAACUGCUAGCACCACGCGCCGGGGAAAACGCGUUCGAUUUGAGAAGAGGAACGACCCAUUGGGGCGGUGUUGUCCCUUUUAAGCUAUAUUUGAAGAACAUGAGGUAACUGCCGCCCACCCGGGAGACUGUGAUACAAAAAACAACGCGACAAAUUGUUAAAUUACAAUCAGAGCUGAGGAAUUUAGGUAAAAACGAAAGCCGAGCCCCCGCCACAGUUUACCGCUCCGGUUGUGAGCCCACUGUAGUCGAAGUCCAUGAUAGCGCAGCAGAAACGUAGUUACAAUCCACACAGCGGGACACCCUGGAAGAGACGGAGAACCCUCAGGAGGAUGCCGGGCAACGCGGACUUGAUGUGAGCAUCGUUACGGCAAGAUGUGAGAUGAACCGGGAGAAAACAGCGACCGAGGCCAACGACAUCAUGUUGGUCCGGAGCUCGCCCGUCCGAGGCCGAGCCAGAGUGAGUCACGCGGUGGUGGUGAUCUUCCUGGAGUUCUUCGCCUGGGGGCUGCUGACUACGCCCAUGCUGAAAGUCCUCCAUGAGACGUUUCCUCAGCACACCUUCCUGAUCAACGGCCUGGUUCACGGAGUGAAGGGUUUCCUGUCCUUCCUGUCAGCUCCUCUGAUCGGUGCGCUGUCAGACAUCUGGGGCAGGAAGUCCUUCCUCCUCAUGACGGUCUUCUUCACCUGUGCCCCCAUCCCCUUCAUGAGGAUCAGCCCCUGGUGGUAUUUCGCUCUGAUCUCAGUCUCAGGGAUCUUCGCCGUGACCUUCUCGGUGAUCUUCGCCUACGUCGCCGACAUCACAGAGGAACACGAGAGGAGCACCGCCUACGGCCUGGUGUCGGCGACCUUCGCGGCCAGCUUGGUGACGAGCCCGGCCAUCGGAGCCUACCUGUCGACCCGCUACGACGACAGCCUGGUGGUCCUGGUCGCCACGGUGAUCGCGGUGGCCGACAUCGCCUUCGUGUUCUUCGUCGUCCCCGAGUCUCUGCCGGACAAGAUGAGGCUGACGUCCUGGGGCUUCCCCAUCUCCUGGGAGCAAGCCGACCCCUUCGCUUCUCUGCGUCGUGUGGGGAAAGACACCACGGUGCUGCUGAUCUGCGUCACAGUGUUCCUCUCCUACCUGCCUGAGGCCGGACAGUACUCCAGCUUCUUCCUCUACCUGAGACAGGUGAUCGAGUUUUCUCCUGCAGCCAUCGCCGCCUUCAUCGCCAUGGUGGGAAUCCUCUCUAUAGUCGCUCAGACUCUCCUCCUCAGUGUUUUGAUGAGGACCAUCGGGAACAAGAACACGGUUCUUCUGGGUCUGGGCUUUCAGCUCUUCCAGCUGGCCUGGUACGGCUUCGGCUCCGAGCCCUGGAUGAUGUGGGCAGCAGGAACUGUAGCAGCCAUGUCCUCCAUCACCUUCCCAGCAGUCUCUGCUCUGGUGUCACACAGCGCGUCACCUGACCAGCAAGGUGUGGUUCAGGGGAUGAUCACCGGGAUCAGAGGUCUGUGUAACGGUCUGGGUCCGUGUCUCUACGGCUUCAUCUUCUUCCUCUUCAACGUGGAGCUGAACGACAUGGGGCCGAUGGCGGGAAGACCCACGCAGAACACAGAGAAGUCCGUCAUCCCCGGCCCUCCCUUCCUGUUCGGAGCGUGCGCCGUUGUAUUCGCUCUCAUUGUCGCCAUCUUCAUCCCCGAGCACCACCGGCUGGCCGACGUCAAGACCUGCUCCGCCCGCAAGUCCAGCGGCGGCGCUGCUGCGCACGCUCAGAACGCCAGCCCUCUGGCCACGCCCACCAGCGACGCGGAGGACAUCGAGCCGCUCCUGCAGGACAGCAGCAUGUGACUGACAGCCGGCCCGGCAAAUCGCGGCGCUGAGGCCUGAGCUCUACUCUGCAAGUCCCGCCCCUUUUAAAACAAACCGAUUUCAGCUUUUAUUUUUUUCAUUUUUCUUUUGUUUCCUCACAUCCAGAGUCAGGUGACGUUAGACGGCAACCACGCUGACGAGCUGAUGUUCUUCUGAUUUACAUGACAGAUUCACAGCCUCGUUUUCUUUUAGCUGCACAAGCUUCGUCUUAAUAAAAGUUUAGAUGGAGUUUGUUUGUAGUUAAAAUAUUAAAGGAGCAGCUGCUGCUUCUGGUUCAGACUUCCACCUUUUUCUUGUCUUUGCAGAAAUCUGAACCAGAGUUAACGCAGCAACACACAACAUUUACAUUAUUAAUAUAAAGAAGCCAUUCUUCUACUUUAGAUCAACUUCCACCAUUGUUUAUACCUAAAGCCAUUUUCAGCUCCUUGCCCAGGUGAGCUCGGGCAGGUACGACCAAAGGGCUUUGAACCAUUCAUGAGUCUGUCGCCAUGAAACUCAGAAUGAACACAAGUCAGAGAAAAACCAGAACCUGGUCUGGACUGAACCGGUCUAGACC